UCCGAUAUUGAAUCUCGAGUACUUCAAGUGCAGGCACUUAAUGUUAUUGAUGUGGUACUUUAGCUUCGUCAACAUUCCACGAAAUAUAUCAUGCGCGGGACACUGUCGACGGCGGCAGUAUGUGGGUUCUGGAACCCGCGGGUAAAGCGAGCGGCGAUAUCUGCGAUCCCUUCGUUCCUGCCAUCUACUUCGUCCGUGAUCGCCAUCCUUGGAGCCAACGUCGACGCGAACUCGUCCUACUUGACAGGGACCGCCGCAGCGCCGGAUGUCAUUCGAGCCGCGUUCCACUCGGACAGCGCCAACGGGUUCUCUGAAAGCGGUGUGGACCUCAUGCACAACGCUUUGAUCACGGACAUGGGCAACCUCGUUCCCUCGUCCGCGUCGAUGUCGUCGCUGUCGGCCGCGGCGCAAACUAUCAUUGCGCACGACAAGCGACUGCUUACCCUCGGUGGGGACCACUCCAUCACGUACCCCCUCGUCAAAGGCGUCCGUCGCGCGUUGUGUGCUCGUGGUGAGACCCGCCUCAACAUCCUCCACUUGGACGCGCACAGCGACCUGUACGAAUACGACAUAUUGAACCAGAACAAUCGGUACUCGCAUGCUUCUCCGUUUGCGCGAAUCCUCGAGGAAGGAUUGUGUUCGCGACUGGUUCAAGUAGGCGUGCGCACCCACACCCAGCACACUCGAGCCCAGGCCGCCGCGUACGCCGUGGAGACCCACGAUAUGCGAUCGAUCUCGUCAUCAUCGUGGCCGCCAAAGCUGUCCUUUGACGGACCUGUGUACGUGACGGUAGACUUGGACGUGCUGGAUCCCGCGUUUGCUCCUGGCGUGAGUCACUUCGAGCCCGGUGGGCUGUCGACAAGGGAUGUCCUUUCGCUCGUGCAAACAUUCGCGGGCGAUGUCAUUGCUAGCGACGUCGUGGAGCUGAAUCCAUCCAGAGAUGUUGGAAGUUACGGCAUGUCCAUCUCUGGAGAGGCGCCCAGCGGCGUCACGGCCAUGGUGGCGGCCAAGAUCACCAAGGAACUGCUUGCGCGAAUGCUCGAAUCCGCCGAGGCUGCCACUAGUAGUAGUACUUCUACCUAACGAAUGUCUGUAUUCCCCUAUUUUACGGACGAAUGCCCGAUAUAUUUGACCAUGUGCCCGAUAUAAUUAGCCAUGUGCCCGAUAUAAUUAGC
Aphanomyces astaci is the source of this 1175-nucleotide messenger RNA. RefSeq lists its product as hypothetical. The record is from RefSeq and is a predicted model, not a curated record. The transcript is spliced from 2 exons. Bases 91 to 1083 code for a protein of 330 amino acids. Gene Ontology annotation, molecular function: agmatinase activity; metal ion binding. NCBI's taxonomy places the organism in Eukaryota, Oomycota, Saprolegniomycetes, Saprolegniales, Verrucalvaceae.